Acomys russatus (golden spiny mouse) is the source of this 2114-nucleotide messenger RNA. RefSeq names its product ETS variant transcription factor 6 (gene Etv6). Gene Ontology annotation, cellular component: nucleus. Gene Ontology annotation, biological process: cell differentiation; regulation of transcription by RNA polymerase II. The record is from RefSeq and is a predicted model, not a curated record. Gene Ontology annotation, molecular function: DNA-binding transcription factor activity, RNA polymerase II-specific; sequence-specific DNA binding. NCBI's taxonomy places the organism in Eukaryota, Metazoa, Chordata, Mammalia, Rodentia, Muridae. The coding region runs from base 233 to 1591 and encodes 452 amino acids. The transcript has 8 exons.
GUACACCCCACGCCGUGCUCGGCGGCUCCCACGCCCCCGCGCCGCGCGCCCGUUCCGCGCGUUCCGAAGACGACCCCCCCUCCACCACUCCCGGGGCGGCCGCUGCCGGCGAUGCUGCAAGAAACUUCUUAAAUGAUUGCGUCCCGCUGCCCCGCCGAGCGUUUCUGGGUUGGUGAGAGGAAAGGAAAGUGGAAAAAAACUGAGAACUUCCUGAUCCUUCUUGCUGUGAGACAUGUCUGAGACUCCUGCUCAGUGUAGCAUUAAGCAGGAACGGAUUUCAUAUACACCCCCAGAGAGUCCAGUGGCAAGUUACGGGUCCCCGACUCCACUUCAUGUUCCAGUGCCUCGAGCGCUCAGGAUGGAGGAAGACUCGAUCCACCUGCCAGCACACCUGCGCUUGCAGCCGAUUUACUGGAGCAGAGAUGACGUAGCCCAAUGGCUCAAGUGGGCGGAAAAUGAGUUUUCCUUAAGGCCCAUUGAGAGCAACACGUUCGAAAUGAACGGCAAGGCGCUCCUGCUGCUGACCAAAGAGGAUUUCCGCUACCGAUCUCCUCACUCAGGCGAUGUGCUCUAUGAACUCCUUCAGCAUAUUCUGAAGCAGAGGAAACCUCGCAUCCUCUUCUCGCCAUUCUUCCACCCUGGGGACUCCAUCCACACGAAGCCGGAGGUCCUGCUGCAUCAGAACCAUGAAGAAGAUAACUGUGUCCAGAGGCCGCCCAGGACGCCUGCGGAGAGUGUACACCACAACCCUCCCACCAUUGAACUUUUACAUCGCCCUAGGUCACCCAUCACCACAAACCACAGGCCUUCUCCAGACCCCGAGCAGCGGCCCCUGCGGUCCCCCCUGGACAACAUGAUCCGCCGCCUCUCACCAGCUGAGAGAGUCCAGGGGCCAAGGCUCCAGCAGGAAAACAACCACCAGGAGUCCUACCCCCUGUCAGUGUCUCCUGUGGAGAAUAAUCACUGCCCACCAUCCUCGGAGCCAAACCCGAAGCCCUCCAGCCCGUGGCAGGAGAGCACGCGAGUGAUCCAGCUGAUGCCCAGCCCCAUCAUGCACCCUUUGAUCCUGAACCCCCGGCACUCGGUAGAUUUCAAACAGUCCCGGCUCUCUGAAGAUGGGCUGCACAGGGAAGGAAAGCCCAUCAACCUGUCUCAUCGGGAGGACCUGGCUUACAUGAACCACAUUAUGGUCUCUGUGUCCCCACCUGAAGAGCACGCCAUGCCCAUUGGGAGAAUAGCAGACUGUAGACUGCUUUGGGAUUACGUCUAUCAGCUGCUGUCUGACAGCCGGUACGAAAACUUCAUCCGAUGGGAGGACAAAGAAUCCAAAAUAUUCCGGAUAGUGGAUCCCAACGGACUGGCUCGACUGUGGGGAAACCAUAAGAACAGAACAAACAUGACCUAUGAGAAAAUGUCCAGAGCCCUGCGUCACUACUACAAACUAAACAUAAUCAGGAAGGAGCCCGGACAAAGGCUUUUGUUCAGGUUCAUGAAAACCCCAGAUGAAAUCAUGAGUGGCCGGACAGACCGUCUAGAGCACCUCGAGUCUCAGGAGCUGGAUGAGCAAACGUACCAAGAGGACGAAUGCUGAGGGGACCUACCAUGGCCUCACCUGCCCACAGGGACCCGCAAGAGGCAUGAUGGAGCAGGUGAUCUAGGGCCGGCUGAGAAGGAAGAGACCCAAGAGUGGCAGGAACACGUCUCUUGCAGAUGGAAAGGGACCCAGAGCACCUUAGACAAACCACCCAGCAAUGGCGGGGCUGGAAUUCUGGCAGAGGGCACAAGCCUGAGACUCACACGUCACGUUUGCUUCUUCGGAUCUCUUGUCUGUAACACCUCACCCUCACCCUGCACCUGUUGUUAGUCUCAUGGUGUUUCUGGUUUUGUUUUGUUUUGUUUUUAAGAACAUGCAUUUUGACUAUUCAUCGUUCAUACAGGGGAAGACAUCACAUGUUGUUUUCCUAUGGAAAUAUAUCUAUUAUAUAUAUAUAAAAUCUUUUUUUUUUUUUUUUUUAAUCUCACCAAGUACAGCCAGCUCAGCUGGGUCAGGAAAGAGAAAACUUGCAGAAGGGAUCAGGUUCCUUGUUUCCCUGCCCCAUGGGUCAGGUUCGUCA